Messenger RNA from Coccomyxa subellipsoidea C-169, 2912 nucleotides. Its product is annotated as Coatomer, gamma subunit. Gene Ontology annotation, molecular function: structural molecule activity. The record is from RefSeq and is a predicted model, not a curated record. The coding region runs from base 1 to 2601 and encodes 866 amino acids. Lineage: Eukaryota; Viridiplantae; Chlorophyta; Trebouxiophyceae; Coccomyxaceae. Gene Ontology annotation, biological process: intracellular protein transport; endoplasmic reticulum to Golgi vesicle-mediated transport; protein secretion. Gene Ontology annotation, cellular component: endoplasmic reticulum; COPI vesicle coat; endoplasmic reticulum-Golgi intermediate compartment. The transcript is spliced from 15 exons.
AUGAGGAUAGAGAUGAAGACAUAUUCUCCGUUCUACGCUAUCGAGAAGGGGGCUGUAUUGCAAGAGGCCAGAUGCUUUAAUGAUCCGCACAUUGACCCAAGGCGCUGCCAGCAGGUCAUUACAAAGCUUCUGUACCUCCUCACUCAAGGGGAAACCUUGACAAAGAAAGAGGCAUCGGAGGUCUUCUUCAGCGUUACAAAGUUGUAUCAGAGCAAGGAUGCAAAUCUCAGAAGGAUGGUGUACCUGGUCAUCAAAGAUGUCUGCCCUGGGGCGGACGAAGUCAUCAUCAUCACAAGCUCCUUGAUGAAGGACAUGAACAGCAAAACCGACCUGUACCGGUCCAAUGCCAUCCGGGUGCUCUGCUCUAUCACAGACUCGCAGUUGCUGGGGCAAAUAGAGCGGUACUUGAAACAGGCGAUUGUGGACAAGGCGGCUGUGGUGGCGAGCGCGGUGCUGGUGAGCGCGCUGCACCUGCUGGGCCACAACUCAGAGAUCGUGAAGCGGUGGACGAAUGAGAUCCAGGAGGCGGUGCAGAGCAAGCACUCCAUGGUGCAGUUCCAUGCCGUGGCGUUGCUGCACGCGCUGCGCGCCAACGACCGCCUGGCUGUCAGCAAGCUCGUCACCUCCCUCACAAAGAGCAACGUCCGCUCCUCCCUCGCGCAGUGCCUGCUGGUCAGGUAUGUGGCGCAGGUGAUCGCGGAGUCGACGGCGUCGGGCAGCGGGCAGCGGCCCUUCUAUGACUUCCUGGAGAGCUGCCUGCGGCACAAGGCGGAGCUGGUGAUCUUCGAGGCCGCGCGCGCCAUCGUGGCCAUGCCAGAGGUAACCAACCGCGAGCUGGCGCCCGCCAUCACCGUCUUGCAGCUCUUCCUCACCUCCUCCAAGCCCGUCCUGCGCUUCGCCUCCGUCCGCACCCUCAACAAGGUGGCGAUGACUCACCCGGGGGCGGUGGCGGCGACCAACCUGGAUCUGGAGGCGCUGAUCAGCGACAGCAACCGCACAAUCGCGACGCUGGCCAUCACCACGCUGCUCAAGACGGGCAAUGAGGGCAGCGUGGAGCGCUUGCUCAAGCAGAUCGGCUCCUUCAUGAGCGACAUUGCCGAUGACUUCAAGAUUGUCGUCGUUGAAGCCAUCCGCUCCCUCUGCCUCAAAUUCCCCCAGAAGUACCGGGCGCUGAUGAACUUCCUGUCCAACGUGCUGCGCGAGGACGGUGGGUUCGAGUACAAGAAGGCCAUCGUGGACUCCAUUCUCAUCCUCAUCAAAGACAUCCCCGAUGCCAAGGAGCCCGGCCUCGGCCACCUCUGCGAAUUCAUCGAGGACUGUGAGUUCACGUACCUGAGCACCCAGAUCCUGCACCUAUUGGGCGUGGAGGGCCCCAAGACGAAGGACCCGGCCAAGUACAUCCGCUUCAUCUACAACCGCAUCAUCCUGGAGAACGCCACCGUGCGCGCAGCCGCCGUCUCAUCCCUCGCCAAGUUUGGCGCACUUGUCGAGGACCUGCGCCCGCGCAUUCGCGUGCUCCUCUCCCGCGCCCUCCACGACAACGACGACGAGGUGCGAGACAGGGCCACGCUGUACCUGGCAGAGCUGGACGGGAAUGCCGGGGGUCCCCAGGCCAUCGAUGUGCAGUGGAACAUCCCUCCCAAGAACCUUGAGAAGAGCCUGCGCGCCUACCUGGAAAACGGCACUGACAAGCCCUUCGACCUGGCGUCAGUGCCCAAAGCCGUCCCCCAAGCGCCGCAGAAGGACCAGAAGAAGAAGUCUGGGCCUGCAGCCGUCUCCAAGCCGGAGCCGGUGAUGGCGUCGCAGUAUGUUGACGCGCUGAGGGACAUCCCGGAGCUGGCGCAUGUGGGGCCGCUCUUCAAGUCGGCCGAGCCGCUGCUGCUGACGGAGGAGGAGACCGAGUACAACAUCGCGGUCGUGGUGCACAUUUUCGCGGCGCACGUGCUGCUGCAAUUCAACUGCACCAACACCGUGCAGGAGCAGGUCCUCGAAAAUGUCAGCGUCGCGGUCGACCUCUCCGAAGCGGAGGAGUUUGAGCAGGAGCUGUCGCUGCCGCUGGCGCGCAUGGAGUACGGGAGCGUGGGGCAGACCUACGUGCUGCUGCAGCGGCCGCCCGACUCCCUGUCCAUGGGCAAGCUGGGCGCCAACCUCCAGUUCACCGUCAAGGAAAUCGACCCCUCCAGCGGCGAGGCGGAGGAGGAUGGGUAUGAGGACGAGUACCAGCUGGAGGACAUAGACAUUGGGGCGGCCAACUACAUCAAGGCGGUGCCCGUCUCCAACUUCCGCAAGGCCUGGGAGGACACCGACCCGGCAUCCGAGAUCAGCGAUGACUACGGCCUCGGCGUCCGCGACAGCCUCCAGGAUGCAGUGGAGGCGGUGAUGUCGAUCCUGGGCAUGGCGCCCUGCGACGGCAGCGACGCGGUGCCGCCCAACGCGCGCAGCCACACGCUGCUGCUGGCCGGCCACUUUGUGGGCGAUGUGCCGGCCCUUGCGCGCAUCAGCUUCGGCAUCGACAUUGGCCGCAACGUCGCCAUGAAGCUUGUGUCCCGCUCCGACCAGCACGAGAUCUCCGACUUCCUCCACCAAAUCAUCCAGUCCUGAUCCUGAUCCUGACUGGCUCAUGGGCGCCUGGCACUGCUGCUGCAACCUCAGCGUGGGAUCUUGUUUGGCUCAGGGCGCCCGUCUCUAUUGCAGCAACCUUGCCGGUGACAUGCGGCUUGUAGCACCACUGCUGCAUCCUGAGCAUGUUUUGCAGGGGGCAUGCUAGUGGGCUGGGUAGCUUUCUGUUUAUGUGUUGUAGUGAAGAGCUUGAUGGCGCAGUGGAGGGCAGCCAGUUUCACUGUUUGCAAGGACACAAGAGGUGGUUGCUUUGGUAUGAGUCUGCGAAAAUUGUAAACAAGACUCGUGACUGU